UGCAACAUCCGCGGCUGUUCAACUUCCGCCUUAAAACCGUCAGCUGGGGAUGUUGCGAUUACGUGACAUUCGCGUAGAUUUCGGGUGGGUGAAGACACGGAUUUGCGAUAUUGAUUGAGUCAAUUGUCAACGGUGGUCUGGUCGAGUGGUUUUCUGUGACUGAUGAUGCUUUAUUACGUUGCGUGGGAUUAUCAGUAACAAUUAGGCUCGUGGUCGUCAAGUGUAGUGUGGUUUUCGUAAAUGGGUCGCUUCCAGCUGUUUUCUGUGUGAUCGGUCGCGAUUGUUUGCUCGUAGCCGGAUCGCGAGCUGUUGGGUGUUUUUGGCUGGCGUUAUCGAUUUGGUGCACUUCUAUGGGGUUUGGAAGUGUUGAGGCAAUUUGAUACGAUUAGCCGCGAAUUGAAGUGUCGUGCCCGCGCCCUGUCGUGUGAAAAUUCGCUGUGGAUCGGCGUGAAACGGAGAAAACAUGAGCGUGUCACCGAAUGCCUCGCAGCAAGCGGGCGCCGCGGCCAGUACUCCGGUUCGUGUGGCUGACAGCUCGUACGCAAUGGGGACCUCCACGUCUUCGAUGUCGUCCACGCCGCAAAACGCCGGCCUCAAGUAUCCUGUUGAGGAGAAAAAGAUUCGGAGAACGUCUCUGCAAGUUCUACUUCCUAAGCUUUCGUCAUCUGAUAGCUUAAGCACCAGCCCUGGUCCGGCAUCACCAGGGGCAAUGAAUUGGACUGACAGCACUACAAAAAUAGAAUCAAAUUCUACAGAAAAGCUGUCAGAUGCCUCGAAAUUGAAUAGGAAGGAGUCUUAUAAGGCGCAAAGGAAGAACUAUCGCCGUGAAAAGAAACGUGUUGCAUCUGAACUGUUGAAUUCACUACAAGAUCCAGCAGUUGUUGUUCUUGCCGAUUGGCUGAAGGUUCGCGGUACAUUAAAAUCGUGGACAAAGCUGUGGUGCGUGCUCAAACCAGGACUUCUAUUAUUAUAUAAAAAUCCAAAAAUUAAAAGUAGUCAUUGGGUUGGUACAAUAUUGCUCACAUCUUGCCAAGUGAUAGAACGGCCUAGCAAAAAAGAUGGGUUCUGUUUCAAGCUGUUUCAUCCAUUGGAGCAGUCCAUAUGGGCCCCGAGGGGACCAGAUAAAGAAACAAUUGGUGCUGUUGUGCAGCCUUUGCCUACUGCUUACUUAAUAUUCAGAGCCCCAAGUCAAGCGGCAGGGAAGUGCUGGAUGGAUGCUCUUGAAUUGUCUUUAAGAUGUUCAGCGUUGCUUUUAAGAUCAAACAGCAACACGGGAAGUGCUAAUGAACCCAUUGCCAGUGGAACUAUUUCGCAUGAGACUCAAUGGUCUGAAGCCGAUUACGAGAAACACUUCAAUGAUGCCGGCGAGAAACCAGUAUUCAUGGCCACAUAUACUCCUCCGUCGCCAUUGAUUGAUCAGUACAAGGAAACGUCUAUAAGUCCAUAUGCACCACAUACUCCAAUUUUUCAACAACUCUGUCUGGCAGUUUCACAUUGGGAACGAGUCAUGUCUCAUUCCCCAGAUUAUAUCAAACAGAAAUUCAGAAAAGCAAAACGUACGUCUCGUGGUAGUAGGAAGAAAGAGUAUCAUUCGGAUAUGAGUGAUUUAUCCGAUAAUGAGGGGUUGUUAGCGUACAAUCCUUUGAUAAAAAGAGCCGUAUCGUCUAGCGCUUUUGAUGUUUCUGUUGAUAAUGAUAAUCAUGACGAGAAUGAUAUACAGGCCGGAAUUCACCCAGUGAAUUAUAGAAAUGGGAAUGCUGAUCUGGACGUGGAUAGUCAAAAUGAAGGCGCAGCUGCUCUUAUGUCUGGCCCUGAGUCCGAAUCAGAAUCAGAUGUUGGUGAUGGCAUGGAGAUGGAAGUGGAAGAAAUGCCUGAGACGCCAUAUGUCCAUCUGCCAGAAGAGGAGUUUGGAGCAGCUGGUGAACAAGUAGAAGAAUUGCCUGAAGAGCAUAAGAGUCUUAUUUGGUUUUUAGUUAAGCAAGUUAGACCUGGGAUGGACUUGAGCAAGGUUGUUCUCCCAACAUUCAUUUUGGAACCACGGUCAUUUUUGGAUAAGUUAUCUGAUUCAUAUUAUCAUGCCGAUUAUUUAGCCAGAGCCGUUCUAGAGGAUGAUCCUUUCACCCGAAUGAAAGCAAUUACCCAGUGGUAUAUGUCAGGAUUUUAUAAAAAACCAAAAGGUCUAAAGAAGCCGUACAAUCCCAUCUUGGGAGAAACUUUCCGUUGCUAUUGGGAGCACCCAAAUGGUAGUCGGACAUUCUACAUUGCCGAGCAAGUUUCGCAUCAUCCACCCAUAUCAGCGUUCUAUGUUACAAAUCGUCAAGAUGGCUUUUGUAUUAGUUGCAGCAUUCUCGCCAAAUCUAAGUUUUAUGGAAAUAGUACAUCCGCAAUAUUGGAUGGGGUCGCUACAUUGACCCUGCUACCAAGGGGCGAAAAUUACACGUUGACCGUGCCAUAUGCCCACUGCAAGGGAAUACUAAUGGGAACCCUCUCGAUGGAAUUGGGUGGUAAAGUCUCCAUUGAAUGUGAAAAUACAGGCUACAAAGCUGACAUUGAAUUCAAAUUGAAGCCGUUUUUGGGAGGUGCUGAUCAAACUAAUCUUGUUUCUGGGCGAAUUAAGCUUGGUAAAGAAACUUUGGCGACAAUCCAGGGUCACUGGGAUAGUGAAAUAAGAAUCAAAGAUUCAAGGACCCAAGAAGAGUCUGUUCUAUUCGUGCCUAGUGGUGACGUUCGGACGAAAAGGUUGAAACGCUACACGGUACCAAUUGAAUCGCAAAACACAAACGAAUCGGAACGAUUGUGGCAGCACGUCUCGGCAGCCAUUUAUCGGGACGAUCAAGUUGCUGCAACGGAGGAGAAAACUGCUUUGGAAGAAAUACAGCGGGCGGCUGUGAAAGAACGUAAGGCUAAAUGCAUUGAAUGGAUUCCAGUUCAUUUCCAACAGGAUCUUGUAACCGGACAGUGGCACUAUAAAUACGCCGACCUUCGUCCAUGGGAUCCUAGAAAUGAUUUAAAACAAUAUGAAAGUGAAUACAGAAUACAAACUAAAACACGGCACAGUGCACCAAUGGUCAGGACAACUAGUAUAGUAAGCGGCGAACCCAUAACAAUUUUACAAGGGGAGUCACGGUCCUCUCUAGUGGCGCUUAAACAAAAUAAGAGAAUAUUGAAAUCGAAACGGGUGUCAAAGGGAUCAUCACCGGAAGCAGCUAUGCAUGACUCUGAUUCUAGUCAAUCCCUUGAUGGUGUUGUAUCAAGCAGGAAUUUGAAUAAGUUGGAGGAGAAAGUUGAAAGGAUCAACAAGACUCUGGAAGAACACGCUAAACGUUUAGGUGCCAUUCAGUUAGCUCUUGAGAAAAUUAAAUUUGCCCCAAUUCAUAGUAGCAGCAGCAAUUAUCAGACAAAUCGUGGUGUGUAUGUUAAGGCCGUUAUAUUUAUAUUUGUUGCAUUUGCUACUCAGUACUUUGUUAGCGUGUUAAGGAAUUAAUUGUGAAAUCUAUGACAGUAAUCAGAAAACAAAUUAUCUACAUUUAAGUUUUUGCCUAAAAAUUCAACUUGACAAUGUCCUUUGUCCGAUAGAAUGCCAGCUAUUAUAGGUGAAUGUUCUUUCUUGGGCUAAGCGUUCGAAAUUUAACGUGUAAUAGAAGGUGUAAAGGAAAUCGUUGUUACAUUUACGAAAAUAAAUAUUUAAAUCGCUAAA
Molecule: messenger RNA, 3697 nt
Organism: Hermetia illucens (black soldier fly)
Lineage: Eukaryota; Metazoa; Arthropoda; Insecta; Diptera; Stratiomyidae
Gene: Orp8
Product: oxysterol-binding protein-related protein 8
Exons: 12
Coding region: 464-3484 (1006 amino acids)
Cellular component (GO): cytosol; membrane; intracellular membrane-bounded organelle
Molecular function (GO): cholesterol binding
Source: RefSeq, a predicted model, not a curated record